Messenger RNA from Melozone crissalis (California towhee), 552 nucleotides. RefSeq names its product baculoviral IAP repeat-containing protein 5.1-like. The record is from RefSeq and is a predicted model, not a curated record. Bases 1 to 552 code for a protein of 183 amino acids. NCBI's taxonomy places the organism in Eukaryota, Metazoa, Chordata, Aves, Passeriformes, Passerellidae. The transcript is spliced from 4 exons.
AUGGAGAGGUUGCUGCAGGAGCUCAGCUCAUCUUCCAAGCUCUUAAUUGACUAUAAGGAGAUGUAUGAGUAUGAGAACCGUCUGAAAACCUUCACCAAGUGGCCCUUCCAGGAAAACUGCAGGUGCACUCCAGAGAACAUGGCAAAGGCUGGCUUCAUCCACUGCCCAAGUGCAAGUGAACCAGAUAGCGCAAAAUGUUUCUUUUGCUUGUUAGAACUGGUGGGCUGGGAACCAAAUGAUGACCCAUGGGAGGAACACACCAAACAUCACACCUGUGACUUUUUAGCCCUUCCCAAGCACUUUGAUGAUCUGACAAUGGAGGAGUACUACAUGCUGGAGCUGACACGGGUGAAGAUCUUCAUUCGCAAAGUUGGCAACCGCACAAUAAACGCUUUUGAAGAAGAAGUCACGGCGACGAGGCAGAGGCUGGUGAAUUACUUCGGCUCCGGAGCCUCGCUGCCGGCACCGCUGCCUGUCGAGGAUGAGCCUGCAGCCCAGCAGCCGGGAGGCUCAGCUGCCGGCCCCAAGGAGCCCAGGACAAGUGAGCUGUGA